AUGUUCGUCAUCUUCUACUAUUACAUGUAUACAGCAAUCGUGCUUGCUUUCUCAGUGAUUCUGAACGGGGUCACUCUAGUAAUCAACUUUUCCAUCAGAAAAAGUGAGCGAGAUAAUAAGUACAUAAGUUUAGUGAACCCCCACAUCUACACCAGUAUCGUGUUUUCCUGCAUACAAGCCGUCGUUGAUCCAGUUAUCAGUGUCGAAAAAAAUGUACUGUAUAUCUUCUCGGCACGCGAGUUUGUUUCAAAGAACUGGAUGCAAGUGAUGCUCUCAAUCUACUUUGGCCUAUACGGAACCGUUGCUAUUCAACGUUUAAUCUACAGUUUUUAUCAUUGGGACAUGGUAGUUCACUCAACAUUCCAUUAUUUCAAAUAUUCUCUUCAUAUCAAAUGCUGGAACAGUUUCGCCUUCAUGAUUGGUCUACUUUGGAGUCUCUCCGUCUACCAAGUUUCUCACACUCCAUACGUUGAUUUUGUAAUUCAAACACCUCUUAAUGCAACCUACGGGGUCGACAUUCAAAAUGUGACCUAUUCAGCACUAUUCUACAAAUCUGGUGACAUCUUGAAUGUACUGGGAAUUGCAACAGGAUCCAUCUUUUUGAUAACCCUUUGCAUAGCAAUGAUGGCCUACAUUGUGUUGCAUUGGCAAAUUUGGGGAACCCAAAAAAAAGUGAAAAACACAAGUGCAUAUCCUAACUUCAGACGCGAUGUUCUCAUAUUGCUGGGGUCUAAUAUCCUCAUAUCAGCUGUCUUCCUAUUCUUCCCCGUCAUACUGGCUCUCGUGCUUCCAAUUUUUAAUUUAGAUGGACACAUCGCCUACCUAUCCAUUUCAAUGCUAUUGACCUUAUAUCCAGUCAUCGUUGCAGGUGCUCGCUUGUACACCAGCCGUGUCUACCGAAGCGCAAUCCAUAGAUUUUUCUGUGGCUCGUGUGAAAAUGACGAGGAGAUUGAGGUCGAACGGAUUACCGUUUAA
This is a messenger RNA of Caenorhabditis elegans, 975 nucleotides long. It is a transcript of the gene C03H5.9, whose product is annotated as Serpentine Receptor, class T. Gene Ontology annotation, biological process: detection of chemical stimulus involved in sensory perception of smell. The record is from RefSeq and is marked reviewed. The transcript has 4 exons. Bases 1 to 975 code for a protein of 324 amino acids. NCBI's taxonomy places the organism in Eukaryota, Metazoa, Nematoda, Chromadorea, Rhabditida, Rhabditidae.